GUCACUACCUGCCAGUAAUCUUGGUUUCAUUUAUUACUUUGAUUUAUUUAUUUUUUCACCCUGGCAUGUUUACAGGUUUACCGGGCUUUUCAAGUUUACCUCAGGUUCAACAUCUGUUGGAUAGUUUUCUCUACUAUGUAUAUUCCUAGAGCCUGCUUUCUUCGAUUUCUUCAUUAUUUUUGUCAGUCAUCCUACUAUUAAGCUAGAUGAGAGGCUAUCUUGCUUUAACUGGUGGCCAAUCACCAGGCAUUAGCCUGUGUGGGCCAGUAUGGGGAAUCGGAGACUGGGGGCCCGUCCAGAACAAUAGGUGAAUUGGAGUAUGAUCUCCUUUGUUUAUAUUAGAAUUAUGGCUUUUUGUAUUGCCAUACUGUGAGGUGCAUGUCAGCUUUUGAGCCAUGUCAAUAAACAUAUAAAUAAAUAAAAAUAAAACAAUCCUCGCCUUCACCGUCAACAACCCUCCCAACUAUCACAUCAACCGAAACGAUUAUAGGAAAGCGAUCUUGACUGAGCGAGGGGAAAAGAGAGAGAGGGAGAGAGAAGCAUGAACACACAGCCGCACGAGGCUAGAUACCACUAUUCACCUGUGUACAGUACUCGUACAGUACCGUUUCCAUUUUGAUCCACGGCUUGCGGAAAAAGUACUGUGGCGAUAUCAGCAUUGAUUGCAUUCUCCUUAUUUAAUUUUUAUUUAUCCUUUAUUGCUUUACCCUUUCUUCGGUUAUGACCCUAUAGCCCCCCGUUUAAACGGCAUUGAGGCGCAAGGGAUUAAAUUCCUCUUUUAUCCCGACCCCAUUCGUUGGAAGGAGGCCGUUCGAAAACGGCGAUCGAGGCCUAAUACUUGUACCUGACCGAGAGAUUGGAAACGGUUGGCGGGAACGAUUAUACGAGGUCUUAGCUGGAGCAGGAUCAGUCGGCAGCCGACCGUGUUAGCCUGCCUACCCACACAGUACUCGAGUACUCGAGCACUUUAUCUUCCCCUACUUACAGCAUUACCGCAUUGUAUCUGCUGCUUAUCUUCACCCACCUCCCCGUCCCCUCCUGUCCAAGAAACGGAUCGGGGACAGCGAUCUAUUCCUAAGAUUGACCGAAAUCGAGAUCUCGAUACUCCGCAACGGCGGAAGUACCCCGGUGGGUUCCGACAACUACGACCACAGCGGCAACGGGGGAGAGCACCAUCUCCGCAUUGCAGGCAAGCAGGCAGGCAUCCCCCAACGGAGGAGAGGAGAGGACCGGAUUCAAAUCCCGUUACCACCACGCUGCUGGAAGCAAUUAUCCCAAUUUUUGAAUCUUGAUUAUUAUCAGAUCAGCUCCUACCGACACCCGCCUGGGUAUUGGACCUGGACGCGAGGAGGAGCACGGGAUAAGGAAGAGGGGUCGACAAAAGUCAAACGGGGCACCAGAAGCGAAGGUAGGAAACCUCGCCCUUCACUCCUUCCUGCAAUUUUCCGCCACAUUUCUUUGCAUUUCGGUGGAAUAAGGCUCGAGUUGGUCCAGAGAUGAAUGGACAACUGGUACCGGUACGAGUACAGUACCGGACUCGCACAGUGCUCACCGUCUGAUAUGAUAUGGUACUGAGCGAGACCUUUUCUUUUCUUUUUCUUUUUCUUUUUUCUUUUUUUUUCCCUCCCCUUCUUACCGCCCAUCCUAUCCCCCUCUUUUCUUCCUUUUUUUCUCCAACAUGUCACAACGAACAAGUUGAGGAGAGACGAGUUAGAGGCGAGGAGAAAAGAGAAAGGGAGAAACCAAGCUGACAUUUUGGGCUGUCGUUUCCGGGGCCUGCAGCGUUAUCGUACCAUCCAGCUUCAAGUACAAUACAAGUACAGCGGAAAAAGUCUCUCGCAUCGAACAGGUCACUCACCUCGCUAUCACAAUACAAUACGGUACCGGUACUUUCUUGGAUUGUCAGAUCCUGUUGACUCGAUUUUUUUUUUUUCACAUGAGCCGCCUAUCUGGGGUUCUACCAGCGCCCGCCCAGUAUUCAACUCUUAUUUAUCCCAACCCCCCACCCCCACCCACGUUGCUUCCUUUUCCUUUGCCUCCGUUAAGCAAAAGCAAUCUAUUUCGGUAAUCGUCAUGGUGGACUACCGUGCUCCCGCCUACCAGUUCCCACAUAAAAAACCAACAGGGCCUGAUGCGCCCCCUCCGCUUCCAACAAAGAAUAGUCUCAGGGCCAGCCCUAGCCACUCCUCUCAAAACUCGUACCGUCCCCCAUCCUCUACCUCGCCGGCAUCGCACAUUCGUCGCCGUACCUCCUCGUCUGGCACUUUACCAAUGCAAGGAAUGCAAGGGAUGCAGGCCUACCCGCAAAACUACAACAAUAAUUACAACUACAACUACCUACAAAACCCUCAGAUGAACCGCCGGCCCUCGGUCGCCAGCAACUCGAGGGGUAGAGCCAUGGACCCCACCAUACCCAUCACCAUUAGACGAUCUGGGAGUACCCGUACAACAAACUCCGCUUCGACAUCGGCUCAGAGUGCCUACGUGGCUACCCUCAGGAGACAGAAAGCAACAGUUUGGUGCGAUAGGUCACAGCAUGAAGACCCCCGCCUGUUAGCCGCUCAACGAGCUGCGAAACUCCGCGCAGCCAUAGAGGUUGUCGGUUCGUCAAGCUCCGCAUUCCUCAGUGCGGGGUAUAAUCAUCACGGGAUCGGCUCCGCAACAGGGUCAGCAGCAUCCUCUGUAUCGGGUGGCAGAACUGGAAAAUUGGGAAAGACUUGGGUCAGCACAGCUAGUCCCGGCAUCGGCGGUGGAAGCUUACCCAGCGGGGUGCCUGCCCGAUUAUCGGCUACGGAGGUUCUUGGUGACGAUGAUGAAGACGACCUUUACCCCGGAGGUGCAGGAAUUCGCAAACGCUCCGGUUCUGGAAAGUCCUCACUCAACUCGAAUCACAGACGCACAAAUCGCUCGUCGUCAAUGAUGUCUGACACUAACCGAAAUUUCUCCGUGCACGGCGGCGCGACCGGCGGCCUACAACACCGCAACUCAAGAGGAAGUACUCCAAGUUACUCGUCCAGGUCAUCUAUAGCAGAGGAAGGAGCCCCUGGCCCCACAACGAAAGCAAAGCCCAGGAGCGAAAAGCUACCCGAAAACCCUUCCGGGUCAGUUCCGCCAAGACCCUAUUACACGCCUUCCCUCCAAAGCUCUGCUAUGCCGAGGCGUGACAAUACUCUGAGGAGAAAGGGUAGCUUGGACGAACAGGAGGUUGUCAGGACUAUGACCCUUAGCGGAAACCGGCUGUUUGUGGCGAAUCCAGAUGUCGAAUAGCCAUUUUCUUUCUCUCCAUCACUCAAUCGGGGGGUCGUGGCAAUUGAUUUGCACAUAGGAUAGAACCUGACGACUGUAUACAUGAUUCCACCUCCUUACCUCAUUCCCUUUACCCCCUUUUGCACUCCCCUGUACUUUUCAAGGGGCAUCGCUCACUCGGGCUGGCUUUUAUUAAUCGUCAAAAAGUUCUUAGUUUCAUCAUGUAUUUGAGGGUCUCAUUUCUAGUUUCGUUCAAUCAUUUCCCUUCACUCUCCCUACUCAUCCCUCUACGCCCCCGCGGGCCUCCCAUUGUGCUAAAAAAUUAUUGAUCUUGUAAUUAUUCUUGCUCCGGUUCAUAUUUUGUCAGUCGCUUGGGGUGUUUUUAGGUAUUUGAGUUUUGCAUUCGUUCAUAGGCCGGUAGGGUUUAGGUGUUUUUGUUUUUUUUCCUGCACUCUUCUGCUCUCUUUUGCAGGGCUGGGAUUGAAAACUAUACAAUACAUGCAAGCUGUAUGGUAGCCAAGUCUUGUAGCAUUGCUUUCCUUUCCUAUUUCUUAUUUUGUUUUUCCUUUAUAUUAUCUUUUUUUUCCCUUCUCCCUUUUUGGUGCAGUUCUUUCUUGAUACCUUCUCUUCCCAAUGCUCGGACAUGUUGAAGAUAUUAUACUCUUGCUAUCCUUCUUAUACUAUACUGGUAUUGGAUACCUGGAGUUAGCCUUAAGGCUCAUAUAAUGUCGAUAGUUUUCUCUAG
Molecule: messenger RNA, 3991 nt
Organism: Tuber aestivum (summer truffle)
Lineage: Eukaryota; Fungi; Ascomycota; Pezizomycetes; Pezizales; Tuberaceae
Source: the annotation of a GenBank genome assembly